AUGCUUACCGCCACACCAAGAGUAUCUGCCACAGGGCGGACACUCGCCAAGCUGUUGCGACCUGCUGCCGUUGAAACCGGUGCACUUCGACCCGUCGCGUCGGCACUUCCACGAUGCUUCGGUACCUCUGCUUCUGUUGCUUCGAUCAACACGACGCACCUCACUCCGCACACCAUCUGCGCCUCGCGUUUUCGUCGACGCCAAGGACGUUUUGCGCCUGGUCGAGGCUUGGCUACCGUCGUCCGCUCUGAUCUCUAUGCCAGUAUCACUUCGGCCGACGUCGAGGCAUUCGCCAAAAUCGUUCCUUCUCCCUCGCAGAUUCUCACAACAGUUGCGCCCGAAGCCGGGUCUGCUGCUUCGUACCAGACGGUCGACCCGAACGAGCUCGACACAUUCAAUAAUGACUGGAUGAACAAGUACCACGGCAAAUCCCGAUUGGUGCUCAAGCCCAAGACGACAAAGGAAGUCUCCAAGAUCAUGAAGUACUGUCAUAGCAACAACAUUGCCGUCGUUCCGCAGGGUGGAAACACGGGUCUUGUUGGAGGUGGUGUGCCCGUCUUUGACGAGGUCGUACUUCAGCUUGGUGGUCUCAACCAGAUUCGUUCGUUUGACGAGGUUGCAGGUACGCUCGUCUGCGAUGCAGGCUGCAUCCUCGAGAGCUUGGACAAUUACAUUGCUGAAAAGGGAUACAUGAUGCCACUCGACCUGGGAGCAAAGGGCUCGUGUCACAUUGGAGGCAACGUGGCCACCAAUGCUGGUGGUCUCCGAUUCUUGCGCUACGGCAGCUUGCACGGCAACGUGCUCGGUCUCGAGGUCGUCCUCCCUGACGGAACCAUCAUGGACAACUUGUCGACCCUCCGCAAGGACAACACCGGCUUUGAUCUUAAGCAGCUUUUCAUCGGCUCCGAGGGAACCAUUGGUGUCAUCACAGGUGUCUCGAUCAUCACUCCCCGUCGACCGUCGGCUGUCAACGUGGCCGUGUUUGCGCUCGACUCGUACGAAGCGGUGCAGACAGUCUUUGGACAAGUUAAGAAGCACUGCGGUGAGAUUUUAUCCGCAUUCGAGUUCUUCGAUCAAACCUCAUUCGACGUUGUUCAAAAGCACGCCACCGCACAUGUACGUGACCCCUUUGAGGCUCGCCACCCGUUCUACGUGCUCAUCGAGACCAGCGGGUCCAACAAAGACCACGACGAUGAGAAGCUCCAAGUUCUCCUUGAGCAUCUUAUGGAAGAAGGCAUGAUUCAGGACGGCGUACUCGCUCAAGACGAGACACAACUGCAGGGCCUCUGGGCUCUACGCGAGAGCAUCCCCGAAGCAGCUGGAAAGAUGGGCAAAGUGUUCAAGUACGACCUUUCGAUGCCGAUCGAUAAGAUGUACAAGCUAGUGCUCGAUAUGCGUCAGCGCUUUGAAGAGCACGGCAUCCACGGCCAAGAUAAAGAUGUUGGCGCCGUGUGCGGCUACGGCCACAUUGGUGAUGGAAAUCUGCACAUCAACAUUGUGGCCAAAUCGUACGAUGAAAAAAUCGAGAACAUCAUCGAGCCAUACAUUUACGAGUGGACUUCGCAAGUCAAAGGCUCGGUCAGCGCAGAGCAUGGCUUAGGACUGAUGAAGGCAACCAAGAUCGGAUACUCAAAGACACCGGAGAGCAUUGAAUACAUGAAGAAGAUCAAGCAUCUCUUCGAUCCAAAAGGCAUCUUGAACCCCUACAAGUACAUCCAGAUUUAG
Messenger RNA from Mycosarcoma maydis (corn smut), 1725 nucleotides. Its product is annotated as putative D-lactate dehydrogenase. The coding region runs from base 1 to 1725 and encodes 574 amino acids. The record is from RefSeq and is a predicted model, not a curated record. Gene Ontology annotation, cellular component: mitochondrion. Gene Ontology annotation, molecular function: FAD binding; catalytic activity. The transcript has a single exon. Lineage: Eukaryota; Fungi; Basidiomycota; Ustilaginomycetes; Ustilaginales.